Messenger RNA from Durusdinium trenchii, 1671 nucleotides. The record is from the annotation of a GenBank genome assembly. NCBI's taxonomy places the organism in Eukaryota, Dinophyceae, Suessiales, Symbiodiniaceae.
AUGCUGGCAGCAGCGCUGGUGCUGCUGCCAGUGGCACUGGGGGCACCCUCAGCGGCAUGCCCGGCUUUGGAGCAGGGCAGUUUGCAGGCUGAGGAAGUGCAGCACACGCAUUCCAGUGAGCUGGGCCCGGUCAGCAGCGGCGAAAGUUGUGAAAAGUAUCUGAAUGACCUGCCCCCGCUGGUUGGCAGGGCCAACAGUUGUUCUAGCAGCGCUGCCGUGAGUGAUGCGCCUAUGGUGGCAAAAGUGUCCAGUAAGUAUUUGAUCCUGGAAGAGAUGAGACACCUGGAGGUGGAUUUCGAGAUCACCCGGGGCAUCCAGCUACAGCAAGCGCUUCGCAAGCCAGGUCUUUGGCUCUGGCCGAGCCACUACCGUAACACAGAUCGUUCAUCCGCAUUGUGGCAAUCAAUGACGACGGUGAGAAGCUUCGACAUUUUUUUGUCGCACACAUGGUGUACUCCUGGCCGCUGGAAGAUCCUCUCCUUGCUCAUGCAAUUUGGGUGGCCCCAUGCCCUGACCUUCUGGUCGAUUGGGGUCUCGGUGAUGGCGUACUUGCGAUGGCAACUUCUGGUCCCCGGCUGGGGAAACUACAUGUUGACGUCCCGAGGGGUGACCUAUGAGUGUUCACACAGCCCUUGGAUCAUUAUUUCCGGCUGGGUGUCCCUGGUCAUUGGCCUAAUGGUGUCUCCCUAUUUGCCAUUGAGGACCACUUUCUGCUUCUUCGAUAUCGCCAGCAUCCACCAGAGUGAUGAGGACUUGAAGGAGCGAGGCAUUUACAGCAUAGGUGGCUUUCUGUCAGUGUCAAACGAGCUUCGUAUCCUUUGGAGCCGGCCGUAUUUUUCGAGGCUUUGGUGCCUGUUUGAGAUCGCGGCGUUUCGGAAGGCCAAUCCCCGUGGGCAGAUCGUUUUCAAGCCACUCUUCGUGGAACGAGCCGUGGCAUUUCUGAUUUGCAUGUUUUUCCUCUUCUCUCUGACUGACAUGGUGCUGUCCAUCUACAUAGAAGACGACAGGGAGCUCAAGAACCUCUGGUGGGAGCUAUUUGCGGUGUUUUCUCCCGUUUUCCCGCUGGUGCAUGUAGCGCGGUGCAACUACCGCGAGAAGGCGCGGCUGCUGAAUGAUUUGAAGCGGUUCGAACUGGAUGAUGUGUCUUGCAAUUCCUUCUUCGACACUCGUUUUAUUCAUGCUGCCAUCGACCAUUGGUAUGGAAGCAAAGAAGCCUUCAGGGACUUUGUGCGUGGGCCGCUGCGGGAAGAGCUGCGGGGCACAUCGAGACAGUUGGAUCCGUCUUACGUGAUGAUGAGCAUUAGCAGUACCGCCGCUUGGUUGGUCGAGACCUCAGUGGCUCUCAAGCAUGGAGGCGCCGAUGGCCUAUCGAUCUUAAGUUAUGCCCUUUGCUGGAGCUCUUUCGCGCUCUUUUGGGCCUGGUCACUACUUACUGGCAUCAUUUAUCUCAGUGAGAAGACCUCAGCGCCUUGCACUACACGCUUGGUGGACUGGCUUUUGACCUGCACGGUGGCCUCAGCAGCACUAGCAUGGACGGGUGUCGGAGUGGCUCUAUGCAUCGUGGUGAGCCAGGCGAAGACAAUGUGGGCACCUAUUGGACUGUUCACCUGCUCGAUGUCUUUGCCCUGUUUAGGCCAAUGGCUUGGACACUCCUGGCCCGCAGCUGUGUGA